UAUGAGUUAAAAUGUUAAUUUAGGUCAAAGUACUGUUUCUUCAAGAUAAUUUGCAUAAGAUUUACAACAUUUAGUCUUACCAAAAGCAGUUACUUAAACAAUUAGUGAAGGAGAUGAUUAAAUUUAAAAAGUUGAAGAACAUAUAAAAAAGGAAAAAGCAAAAAUAGAUAUGGAUUUCGAUUAAACUAUUAAUGAUAUGGUUGAAAUGUUUAAUUAAUAAAGGAAAAAAUUACAUGCGAAAUUCGAUGAUUUUUUCUGUUUAUAUAGGGAAAAUUAUAUAAAUUUAAAUAAUAGGGUUGCCAAUUUUAAAGAUAAAUCAAGAUUAGUGUCUAAUAAAUCAAAUAUUAAUGCACCAAAUUAGAAUAUAAGUACUUUAAAUAAUGUAACUUUUUAUGGAAAAGAGCCUUGUUCUACUGAUACUAUAAUAAAAAUAAAAGACGAGAAAUGCAAUUUGUAAGCUUCUAUAGACAAUAUAGAAAAAGAAAUCGAGAAAAAGCUCCUUAAUUUCCUCUCGGACGAGCUUUCGAAAUAAUCAUAUCAUAUUCCUUUAUAUAACCACUCAGAAACUUCUCAAAUAUUACUAACAGAAAUCAAAAUGAAUAUAAUAAAUUCCCUUAGUGAAUAUUUAAGAAAUUUCAACCAUUUAGUAUAUACAAAUUAAUUCUAUGAUUUUAACUAUAUGUCCGUAAGUCCCAAUAUUACGUCUUUGAUAUCGGAAGAUAGGACUUCUGUUAUAGGGGAUUAUAGACCUUAAAAAGGUCUUUAAUUGUAAAUAGAAGCUAAAUUUUCAACUUCCCAUAAUGAUUCGAUUUUAUGUGUUUUUGCAUUAAAUGAAGAUACUAUAGCCACAGGAUCCAAAGAUUGCUCAAUUAAAAUUUGGAAUAUUACUUUAAAUAAACAUUUAGCAACUUUAUAAGGACAUUAAAGUUCUGUCAACGCAUUAAGAGGUUUUAGGGCUUUUCCAUCAGAAAUGAAUAUGGGAAAAUAAUUAAAAAAUACUAGUUUAGCUAAAUUAUUAAUAAGGGGUGGAAUGGGCGAUCAUUAAGUAAUAAUAUGGGAUAUAUAAAAACAUUAACCAAUAAGGGUAUUAAAAAGACAUACAAACAGUAUAACUAGUAUAUUAAGUGUAAAAGACGGAAGAACAUUAUUAACAUCUUCAUAAGAUGGGUCAAUCAUUAUAUGGGAUGUUCUAAAUGGAAGUGUAUUAGCAUAAAUGUAGGAACAUAAUGGGUCUGUAAAUUGCAUUGCUAUAACAAAAGAUGGAAAUAACUUACUUUCGGGUUCAUCAGAUAGGACUAUUAAAGUUUGGGGUUUACAACAUAUAUUUAAUGUGGGUUUAUAGAGAAAAGUUUUAGAUAAAUUCAUUUUCGAGAAAAGUUUGUAGGAUAAUUGUCAUGUUUUUUCUAUUAAUUCUUCCCAUAUGGAUUCUUCGAUUAUAUUUACAGGAGGAUCUGAUUCAAAGAUUAAAACAUGGAAUAUUUCUACUGGAAACAUCGAAAGGGAAAUUGUUGGACAUUAAAGUGUAGUUUCUGAACUUUUACUAUUCGAAAAUCCCUUUGAUGGUAAAAAAAAUAACUAUAUGAUAUUAAGUUCGGGAAAUAGUGAUGAAUUAUUAAGAUUAUCAAAUCCUAUUUCUCCUAUUAAUAAUGGAAUUAUGAUUGAUGAGAGAUUAUAACAUGAAUAGGCUACUUAAUGUUCCCCUAUUAUGUAGAUUUUAAGAAAUAAUACUGAUAAUACUAUCAGAGUAGCUAUCAUUACUUAAGAUUCAUAGGAAAAAUUCUUUCUUAUUUUUAGAGUAAGGACUGUUUAUUGA
Ichthyophthirius multifiliis is the source of this 1813-nucleotide messenger RNA. RefSeq names its product WD40 repeat protein. The transcript is spliced from 2 exons. Lineage: Eukaryota; Ciliophora; Oligohymenophorea; Hymenostomatida. Gene Ontology annotation, molecular function: protein binding. The record is from RefSeq and is a predicted model, not a curated record.